This is a messenger RNA of Vombatus ursinus (common wombat), 3790 nucleotides long. RefSeq names its product family with sequence similarity 180 member A (gene FAM180A). NCBI's taxonomy places the organism in Eukaryota, Metazoa, Chordata, Mammalia, Diprotodontia, Vombatidae. The record is from RefSeq and is a predicted model, not a curated record. The transcript is spliced from 3 exons. Bases 224 to 745 code for a protein of 173 amino acids.
CAAUUCCAGAGAGAGCUGGAUUAAGAGGUGCUGACUUCUGUCCCACCCAGGAGGGCAGGCAGGCCCUUCCUUCCAAAGAAAGGGGAAGGCGUUUCUCCAUUUCUGAGAGGGGAAGGGCAAUAAGAAAGAUACACACUUCCUAGUCGAAUUAUAUGCUGCAACACCCACAGAUAUUGGGGUUCUGUGUGGCUUUAAAGGUGUUUUUCGCUUCUUGAAGUAAAAGAUGUGUUGGAAGACAUUAAUGCUUCUCCUGCUGUAUUACAAUGCUCAAGCUUCCCUGGCCCGCAGAUGGAGCAGAGCGGUGCUCUUCCCUUCGGCUCACCGGUCUAAGAGAUCGUCUUCAGGCCCAGCCAAUCUGGUGCUGCAGAACUCCCUAGAGGAAGUAGAGCUACUCUAUGAGUUUCUUCUAGCUGAACUUGAGAUUAGCCAAGACCUAAAGAUCUCCAUCAAAGAUGAGGAGCUCUCCUCCCUUCGGAAGGCCUCUGACUUCAACACCAUCUGCAAUGAAGUCAUCCCCAAGAGCAUCACAGACAUUCGACGGCUGAGUGCCCACCUCUCUGAGUGGAUUGGCGUCCUUAAGAGGGAAGAUUUUGAACGAACAGCACUAACCCUAGCCUAUACGGCCUAUAGAACAGCCCAGGCCCAAGGGUUCCAGAAAGACAUAUGGGCCCAGUCUCUCCUUAGCCUCUUCCAAGCUCUGAGACAUGACUUAAUGAGGUCUUCUGGGCCCAAGCAUUCCCAAUGAGAGACACCUGGAACACUGAGGGGGAGGGGGAGAGGUCAGCAACCCAUGGCUUUUCCUAGCUUGUCACACAAUAACCCAGAAACACAUUCUACUUGGAAAGAGAGGUAGCAAUCCAAAAAUAGGGGAAAAAAUAACCCUGUCUUCCUUUACCCCAGACUAUUUCCAACAAACAUGUGGGCUUCAGGUUAAAAUUCUAUGGGCCAGUAUUUUUAAGAUACCUCCAAGGAUAAAAUGGCUCACCCUCAGUGGCAUGUGGAAGAUAACAGACAAGAGAAACUACUCUAGACUGAGUACAAAGUAGGAGAAGGAGACUGGACAAGUGUUGAGAAGAGGAACUGGUCCCUCUUCUUUGGUGCUAAUUAGCUGAAAAAUAAGAUUAAAAGGACCUCUUUUUCCACAUUUUCAUUGGUAGGAAAUAGAGACACUAGAACAAUAAACAAUAUGUUAAUCAAUUGAUAUGUUUCUCAACUUCUUCCACAAAAGCCACCAAAUAUAUGCCAGAUAAAAUACCAGCAAUUUUGAGAUCUGACCCUAUCUAAGUCUGGACUAGAGCAAAAUACAGUAACACCUUAAUUUCUAGAAUCAUAAAAGAGGGAAGUAGAUACAAGUCAAUUUUCCAGAUAAUUAAAAGAUCCCCCUUCACCUGCCAUGUCUUUUAUAUUGAACCCUUUUCUAUAGAAAUCUUUCUGAAAGGUAUUAAAUACUUCCCUGCCUUCUUAAACAUAGCAUAUUGAAAAUAACUUAAAUUUUUCUCUAUGAUUCAUUAUAGUUCAUUAUGAUCAUCAAUUUUUGUACUGUAUUCUGUAAUGUGAUAAUCCCCUCUGGGGGCUAUGAGGAGUGCAGGGAUAUUUGCCCCUCCACUAAAUGUUCCCAGGCUGCCAUGUUUUGCUAAUUUUGCGUUUGGUUUUUAAAUUGUUCUGUCUCCUCCCUGACCAUCAGGCUAUCUGUUUGUACUUUUUUCCUAUUAUAUCCUUCCCUCGCUACCUGUUAUUUCUAACUUGCUAUAGGCCAGGAAAUCACAUAACUCAUUCUGUCAGAAUUGCGUGCUGGGUAAGUCAGUCAAUUUUCUGAGUAGGUACCUCCUUCAAGGACUCUGUAAAUAGCUAUUUCAGCAGCAAAGAGAUCCUUUUGACUCACCUCCAAGUUCAUUGCUAUCUUCUAAAGGGUUGAAGUUGCUCCAAGACUGACCUCAAGAUAAGCAAGUCUUUGAGGCCUUGAAUUUGGUUAUCUCAAGUUUGACUCUAAGGACUGUGAUUUGAUAAUGAUAAAAGUCUGGUCUGGAUUUCCAUAAAUCUUGGGAUAAAUGAAACUUUGAAUACCCAAGCCAAAUAACAUUUUCAGAGAAAUAGUAGUAGGCUGGAAGGAAGAAAGUACUCACCAUCAAAAAAUGCUACAUAUCUCUGCUCCAACCUCCACAGCUCUAUCUUGCUCUGGCUCAGAAAAGCAACGUCAAUAUCUGUCUGUCUCUGUCUCUGUCUCUCUGUCUCUCUUUGUCUCUCUGUGUCUCUCUGUCUGUCUGUCUCUCUCCAUAUCUGUCUCUAUCUCUCUGUCCCUGUAUCCCUUGUUAUACACUAUUGUUCUUUCUGUUUUUCCUAGAGAAAAUGGAACAUCUCAUAAGCUGAGAUGCUUUCCUUCACUUUUCUCUUUCAAUCUCUUUCCCUAUGAUUUUUUGGGGGAUGAGAGGGGGGAGAUAUCUGUGUUCAUACCUCUCGAUGUCUAUGCCUGACUCUGUUUAUCUCAGUCAGCUCUGUUUUUGUCUCCCUAGAUCUGUCCUCAGAGUCUCUUUCCUAAUUAAUAUAAUACUCUUUUUUCAGUGUGUUCUUAGGGGAAUGGGGAGCAGUUAAUUGCUUCAAAAUACCAAGAUGCUCAUGUCUGCAUAGUUUUGGACUCUCCAGGGAAGCAAUUAGGCAUCUGUCCCACAGCUUAUAGGGUAACUGCACUGUCUGCUCCUUUCCUAAGCAGCAGUGGCCCAAGCCCUAAGGAACUCUAUCUAAUAACCAGGUAUUAAAGGAACGUUCUAGGCCCGCACUUUGGGAUAUCCUACUCUGGAGCUGCAUUUACCCACAAAGCAGCAGAACAUUUCCAAGAAUUAUUCUGACCAUAACUUAUGGUCAAACCAACCCAUUAUAGAGGCAGAUACAUCAGUUUCAUUCCAUUCCACCCCAUUCGACAAGCAUUUAUUAAUCACCUAGGUGCCAGGCGUAGUGCAUGCUAGACUCUAAGGACAAAGAUUUCUAAAUAGCCAUCAAUUAGGAUACUAUAGAGACAGAUCUGACUGAUUAUUUUGACCACAAAUUAUGGUGCAAAUGUAUUGGGAUGACCUACCUAUUCAUUAACUGAAAAUGUAAAAUAUAUAACGUCCUUUCAAAGAUUCAAAACUCCAUGUGGCAGCCAAUAAUUGAAGAAAUAUAGAGGGAAAUGUUAAAAAAAAAAAUAAAGUUCUUCUUGAAAGUAAGUUUUAGGUAAUCAGUUUUUAUACAUUGAAUUUGUUUGGAUAUAAUCCAAACCUUUUUUUUUUAACUCAGAAAAACCUCUGAAAGCCUCCCUUACCUCUACAUACAAAAUCAAUAUACACAUUUUUCCCCUAUCAAAAACCAGAAUCCAAUGAAUACAGCAAAGCUAGCUGGCCCAAAUAGCCUUAACCUUAUUAGCUCCUUGCUCUGAACAUUAUGGUCACAAUAAAAUGGUCAUUGGGUUGUGCCCAUUUGGAAUUUGCCAUAUACAGCGACAUUUUUUUGCCCCAUUUCUACAUAGUUUUCCUGGAUAAUUUUUACUAGGAAAUUUUGAAAGCUAAGAUAUUCUAGAAGUCAUCCUUAUGCCAUUCUCUAGACACUCAACCAGUUGGUCAAUAAGUUUUAAGAAACCUCUGUGGACAGAGCACCAUACUAGAUACUGAGGAACCAGUAAUGUGUUCAUUAACUUUCACUGCCACACCCUUUCAUCCAUGAUAGAGGAAAAGAGAAUACGGAAUUGGGAUUUCAUCAUAGGAAUGGGCUUUCAUGGAUAAGCUAGCCUAAGAUUAGUUUCCUUUAAAAAAAAAAAAAA